UUUUAGCAACAACUGGUAAAUGGAAUGUAAUUGUUGUUGACUGGGCCCCUUUGUCUCACUUUAUUUAUGUCGAGACUAGACUUCACGGUUACGUUGUGGCAAAACAGGUGAAAAAGUUCGUCCAGUUUUUGGAAAGGAUAAAAACUUAUGCGUUGUCGAAUAUUCAUAUUAUCGGUCACAGUAUGGGCGCCCAUAUUGCAGCUAAAAUCGGCCACGAUGUCCAAGAAGACGAUAAUAAUUGUAAAGUAGGGAGGAUUACAGGUGAAAGACUAUUAUUUUUAAUCUGAAACUCAAAUUUUUAAUUUAUUCCUCAUUGGUAAUUUAAUAGACAAAAUAAUAGGAUAAGACUUUUACGGCUGCUUCUAAUAACGAUUUUUCUUUUGGUCAAAUACUCUUCCAUUGCAAAUGUUCUUCAAUACAAACUGCUUAACGCUAACUAAUGAUCAGCUAUUUGGUUCAUUAUUGAUAUUCAGCAACCUCCAAAGGUCCAAACAUUAUUUGACUUGUUUACAUAUCGCUGCUAAAAAUCUUAGAGAUAUUAAAAAUACAUUUAGGAUUGGAUCCAGCUGCGCCUUUGUACGAAUGGCCUCAUAUCGAGUCAUUAGAUGAAGUAUUGGAUCCUACGGAUGCAUCUUUCGUCGACGUGAUCCAUACAAACGGGGGAUAUGUUGGUAUGAUUACCCCAGCAGGUCAUGUUGAUUAUUAUCCUGAUGGUGGUGAGAAACAGUGGGGAUGUUACCUGUUAAGUUGUAGCCAUAUGAGAGCUUGCGAUUUAUUUAUAGCUUCCGUUAGAAAACCUGAUUUGUUCAAAGCGUAUUCGUAUGAAUCGUGGUUGAAAUAUAUGAAUAACACGUCGCCUUAUUUGGAAGCUUAUCCUAUGGGUAUAGCAGCUUCUCCAGAAAUUCCGAACGGGAUAUAUUUUCUGGAAGUGUACGAUACUUACAAGCCAUACGUAUUCAGUGAAACUACGAUAAAAGAUAGUUUUGAUGGAUAUUUUGAACAGAUGUUAGAACAUUUAAUUGGUUGAAACAAUAAUCAGUAAUUUUUUAUGUACAAAAUGUUUUUAAAAAUCAAAUAAAUCAUUAAUAAAAAA
Molecule: messenger RNA, 1093 nt
Organism: Diorhabda carinulata
Lineage: Eukaryota; Metazoa; Arthropoda; Insecta; Coleoptera; Chrysomelidae
Exons: 2
Coding region: 674-1027 (117 amino acids)
Molecular function (GO): lipase activity
Source: RefSeq, a predicted model, not a curated record